This is a messenger RNA of Varanus komodoensis (Komodo dragon), 815 nucleotides long. RefSeq names its product putative calcium-activated potassium channel subunit beta. The record is from RefSeq and is a predicted model, not a curated record. Bases 201 to 815 code for a protein of 204 amino acids. Gene Ontology annotation, biological process: detection of calcium ion; potassium ion transport. Lineage: Eukaryota; Metazoa; Chordata; Lepidosauria; Squamata; Varanidae. Gene Ontology annotation, molecular function: calcium-activated potassium channel activity; potassium channel regulator activity. The transcript has 5 exons. Gene Ontology annotation, cellular component: voltage-gated potassium channel complex; membrane.
CAUUUUAGGAUUCAUUAAAAACUCCACUAACUUCUGAACAAAAGCCUUACUAAUUCCCAUCAGAUCACCCAGCAGAGAAGAUCUGCUACUCAAUGUUAUUCUCAAAGUGGUACAUCUACAUGGUUACAGAAAUGCCCAUCACUUCACAAACUCCCUGUAAUCAGAGAUAAAGGCUACAAGAUCGGCCGCAGGAAGUCAGGAUGGCCAAAAAGCUGGUGACCGCACAGAAACGAGGGGAGACCAGAGCAAUCUGCCUGGGCUUAGGAAUGGUGGCCUGCUCAGUUUUUAUGUAUUUCUUUAUUGGGGUCACCAUAGUGCCAUUGUACCAAAGAAGUGUCUGGACCAAAGAAAGUGUAUGCAAACUGAUGAAAGCCAGCCUCGAGAAAAAAGUUCAAUUUCCAUUCAGUGAAGGCUUCGGUGAUGAGAAUACUUUUCAUUAUCCUUGUCUGAAGGUCCAGGUCAACCUGACGCGCCUCGGGAAGUUGGUAAUGCUGCACCACACAGAGGACACCGUCUACAGAAAUCCCAAGUGUUCUUUUAUCCCUCCAAAUACGCUGAAUCACAGUGCAGUUCAAAAGCUAGUGAAAAACAUAACGGACAAUUUCAGAAGGGUGCAGAUAUUCCCUUGCUAUUAUGACCCAUCAAGAGAAGAAAAGAAUGCCCUUUUAUGUAGAUUAUAUUCUUUAGAUGGCCUUAUUUUUGCUUUCUUUUGGCCAACUCUGAUGUUGCUUGGUGGGGUCUUGAUUGUCAUCAUGGUGAAAGUAAGUCAGUAUUUUUCUGUACUAUCUGCUUCACAAUCCAGAACAGAAAUCUAG